Molecule: messenger RNA, 1576 nt
Organism: Ahaetulla prasina
Lineage: Eukaryota; Metazoa; Chordata; Lepidosauria; Squamata; Colubridae
Exons: 7
Coding region: 509-1576 (355 amino acids)
Biological process (GO): G protein-coupled receptor signaling pathway
Cellular component (GO): membrane
Molecular function (GO): G protein-coupled receptor activity
Source: RefSeq, a predicted model, not a curated record
UAUUUCAGAUCUGUGACAUUUAUGCAAACAAAUAUCAGAUUUAUUUGUUUCUUCAGCCGCAGGUGCUGUGUAUUCCCUCUGGGCCCAGUUUCAAGCAUGGAGCCCCCAAAUCUCUCAAUUCUAGAUGAUGGAUUUAAUUCGAACUCUGCCUCUGCUAUUGUGAAUUAUAUGGGGAUUAUUUCCCUUUCAUUUGCCCAACAACCUUUGAGUCCAAGAACUAGUUGAAUUAUCCAGGGAUCCCUCCUGAGAGGGAGAAUUAUGAUAAAAGUUUCAGCUCUGCUCUUUGGCCGAAUCCUCCAGGGGAGACUUUGGGCAGAGAAAUAGGGAGUUUGGGGACAGGCAGAGUCUGUGCUCUUGAAUGUACGUUUUUCUCCUUUCCAGGUGAAGCUGAGAGUUUCUCUGUGUUUCAAUCAGGAAAGACGCUGCAGAUUCUACCUUCUGAGAGUCCUUUGAAUUCUUCUAAUUCUUCUUUAGAAACAGGAAAGGGAUUCAUUGAUUCACCCCAUGAAUGAUGGACCUCCUGCUUCUGUUUCUGCUGCUGCUGUUGUCCCAUCCAGUCUCUGGGAAGCUGAGAAUGAAAUGCCCGCUGAGUUCGGAGCACCAGGAUGGAAAACAACCACAGAGCUAUUACAGCCCAGGAGACCAUCUCAUUGCUAUAGUCCUCACUGGAAAUGAAAUAUGGCAUACAAAGUUGCUUUUCAAUGUGGCUCCUUCUGUUCAGUUUGUUUUCCCUGAUUUGAAUCUUUAUGGUUUUUCAUAUGGCUUACGAUUCAUUUUCAACAUUCAAGUGAUCAACAAGAAUUCCCAGCUCCUGCACAAUCUCACACUGGGCUACAACCUCCAUCACAAUCAUUUUAGCACUUUCCGCACUUCAGAUGCCUUGCUGGACAUUCUCUCCACUGGAGAAGCCAAUGUCCCCAACUACGGCUGUGGAAGGAAGGAGAACCUUCUGGCUCUUCUUGAUGCAGCCGACAGGGACAUCUCCAUCCAGAUGUCAACAUUAGGAGGCACCUACAAAGUCCCACAGUCCCUGCCUCAGUCCAGAUGUGGGGAAUAUUGUCACCCUGGAUUUGUCAAGAAGGCUCGAGAAGGAGAGCCAGCUAUGACUGCUUCCUUGUCCGGAGGGACCUUCUCCACUCAGGAAGAUACCAAAUGCAUCCAGAGGAUAAAUAUCCAAAUCCUGGAGAGAUCGUCCUGCAAUGCAAAAGGGGCCGUUGUCCUGUUCUACGUCACCCUCAGCUACAUGGGCUUCCUGGCCAUCUGCUUCACGGUUCAGGUGGGCCUCCUCUUCCAGACCUUCCCGCCUCCGGUCCCUUCGGAGCUGAAUAGCCUCGCCUGGCUGACCAGGGACCUCGCCCUCCAGUCCCAGCGGCAGAUGCAACCAUGGAUCUCACCUGCUGCUCUUGGACGUCACCCAUUUGCCUGCUGUCGCCGAUUGGGUCCAGCUGCUUCUAGACCUCAGUCGCUGCUUCUGGACAUCACCUGCUUCCCUGCUGUUUCCGAUUGGACUAAGAUGUUACCAAACUUCACUGCUGCUCCUGGGCCUCACUCUCUGAUCCAAGUCAUCAACUGCUGA